AGACAACGGUGGCCCCCUGUCCUCUUUAGGUCCUUAGCCUAGGGAAAAGAAAGGAAAUUGUCAGAUGGGAAAUGUAGGGUUAAUGUAAACACUAAACACGUGCGGCAAUGGAAACAAGUGAAAGUGUGCCAAGUAGCUCAAAGCUUGGUUCUUGCGAAGUCUGUGCACGAAACGAGGCACAGUACACCUGUCCUCGAUGCGAAGUUAAAACCUGCUGUCUCGCCUGUGCCAAAGUGCACAAACAAGAGUUGGAAUGCAGCGGAAUCCGUGACAGAACCAAGUACAUACCCAUCAACAAAUUCACAAAUCUCGACCUAUCAAGCGAUUAUCGCCUACUGGAAGAAAUCACAAGAAGCGUGGAUCUACUGAAAAAAAAUUCUUCGCGAAAACCUACACGUUUAAAUCAUGAACUUCCAAAUCACCUCUACAAGCUUAGCAAGGCGACGACCGCCCGUAAAACAACCCUCAAAUUUCUUCCAAGAAACUUUGUAAGACACAAACGCAACACAACGCGUCUCCACUUCGCAUCCGACGUCGUCUAUUGGCACAUUGACUGGAUUUUCCCUAACGCCGAUAAUUUAAAAUUAUGUGAUGAUAAUGUACCUGAAACCGAACGCUUAAGUACGCUUACGCAUAGACAUUUGGCGAAUGAGAACAAACUAAUUCGUGAACGCCUACAAUAUUACAUCGCCGUAGAUUUGCCGGGUAUUAAACUACUUCUUAAAGCGGAGCAGAAGCCGGGCCAGAAGUACUACGAGUUAGAUCCCUUGGAAAGUUUAAAGGAUAACUUGAGGAAUAAAAUUAUAAUCGAAUAUCCGACGAUUCAUGUGGUGCUCAAAGAGCAUCUGCACUUGUAUGAUGUCAUUGAGUCAGACGAGGAGGUUUACAUAGAUGCAUCAGUAUGUAACGGAAAUGACUUAGCUAAUCGUAUUAUUAAGAGUGCGGAGGAGGAUGAUCUGGACAGCAGUUUGAAGAAUUUGUUGUUUAUUUCGGAAUAUUCGGAUGAAGAAAUUUCUGAUUGAUAGCUUUCUUUUUCUGUUUAAUUUUAGAGUUGUACCUAUUUAUUUGGAAAUAAAACUUUUGUUUGUAUUA
This is a messenger RNA of Photinus pyralis (common eastern firefly), 1092 nucleotides long. RefSeq names its product box C/D snoRNA protein 1. Lineage: Eukaryota; Metazoa; Arthropoda; Insecta; Coleoptera; Lampyridae. The transcript is spliced from 4 exons. The record is from RefSeq and is a predicted model, not a curated record. Bases 108 to 1022 code for a protein of 304 amino acids. Gene Ontology annotation, biological process: snoRNA localization; box C/D snoRNP assembly; maturation of LSU-rRNA from tricistronic rRNA transcript (SSU-rRNA, 5.8S rRNA, LSU-rRNA). Gene Ontology annotation, cellular component: nucleus; pre-snoRNP complex.